Stereum hirsutum FP-91666 SS1 is the source of this 1446-nucleotide messenger RNA. RefSeq lists its product as uncharacterized. The record is from RefSeq and is a predicted model, not a curated record. The transcript is spliced from 4 exons. Bases 1 to 1446 code for a protein of 481 amino acids. NCBI's taxonomy places the organism in Eukaryota, Fungi, Basidiomycota, Agaricomycetes, Russulales, Stereaceae.
AUGCACGACCACAACCAUACCGAACAAGCCCAACGCGCCCUCACCCAAUACCCAUCGCAGACCCAAUCCCAACCCACACCCCAAGCUGUCCUCAGCCCGUCCCAAAGCAAACCGGCUGCAAAAGUAUCCACAUACACGUCCUCCCUCCUCCAAAUCCCGAGUGACCCCAACAUCCACGCCAUAGACUUCUACGCUUCCAUUACCCCACCCCCUCUUCCUGCCGCUCACUCCCACCCACUCCCACCCCGCGCCCCUCGGGCCAUUCCUCUACAAGAUCGAAAUUGCACCUCCAUCUCCUCCACUGCCACUCCUCUACCACUUCCUCAUUCUCAGAUUCCGACGACUCCUUUACCUUGUUCCUCUCAACUGGCAGAUAUCUCUGCGGCUUCGCUACCAUCAUACUCUCUAAUCCUUCCAUCUUCGCCCAAUGUCGUACAGACUGCAUCAUCUUUACCACUUGUGCAAGAUUCGUCGAGCGGGAACGGGGUUGGGACUGGGAACGGGAAUGUAGGGGGAGGAGAAGGAGAAGAAGAGCAGGACGAUAUCCCACCGCCGGCGUAUACGCUCGUGGCAGAUGAGAGCGCUGGAGAGAGCACGGUCCCGGUAGACGUUGAUGAUGGAGGAGAGUCUAAUGGUAGUCAAGUCCCCGUUGAGUCCAAUCUACCCAGUUCUCCGACAAUUUAUCAUCAACCUUCAUCGCCUCAGUCGUCCCAACCUUCGACAUCCUCCCAUGAUAUCCCCGUUCUCGAAAUUCACACCAACGCACUCACGUUACAGUCCGUCGGUGCCUUCCGCGCCACAAUCACCUACUUCGACCCUUUUGCCCUGGACUUCUAUGCCUCUGCAGGUAUUAACUCGGCUACGGAUGGUUUUCAACCAGUUUCCGAGAGCUCCACGAAUGCUGCGACGAGUAUAACGAGUCCGGGUUCGACAUCGAAUGUGAACGCUGCCACUUCGAGCGCCCAACGACCACCCGUUCCUCCUCGUCCACCGUCAUCCUACAGCACCUACAACCACGCACCUCCCGUUGUCAGAAUUCUGGGCAUGGCGCGUCGCCAUGCCCUCACCUCCCUCGAACGCAUCCUACUCCCCGCAUCCACAACAAUCCCCCCAUAUUCAACCUCCACCUCUGGCCAAUUCGUUCUCUACGUCCUCGCAAUUGAACCCUUCACAGACCCUUCAUACACUUCCAUACUCUCCGUCGCUAGCUGUACCUCCUCUAUCAAUGAUACACCAAUUUGGGCCACACAUAGGCCUACAGCCUUCCUCAUCGCCUUCAUUUGGGCCCCAUUCCUCGCCACCGCCUCCACCUCAGCCACAACCACCUCCAUCGCCGCAUCCGCCAUCACCAUAUCUUCCAUCCCAAGUGCCACUUCCGCCACCUCAAUCGGGCUACGCCCCUCAACAUCCGCCUCCUCCAGGUCCUCCACCUCCACCUCGACCUAA